This is a messenger RNA of Daphnia magna, 3222 nucleotides long. RefSeq lists its product as uncharacterized. The transcript is spliced from 2 exons. The coding region runs from base 1 to 1701 and encodes 566 amino acids. Gene Ontology annotation, molecular function: protein binding. NCBI's taxonomy places the organism in Eukaryota, Metazoa, Arthropoda, Branchiopoda, Diplostraca, Daphniidae. The record is from RefSeq and is a predicted model, not a curated record.
AUGGCGUCCACGAAGGUGAACACAGUUGAUGAUUUCUUCCAAAUUGUGGCUAGUGGCUCCGUAAGUGACCUGUUAAAAAUAAUCGAAAAAGAAGGACGUGAAAAAUCCACUAAGCUGGCCCAGUCCUACAAUGAAAUGGGGGCAACACCUCUGUUGGUAGCCAUUGGCAAGAAAGAUUUCCAAGUGAUGGAACUCUUGGUCGAAGUGAUGGGAGCUAGCAUCGGUCAAAUCGGUCACUUUACGUCGAACGGUGUCGAUUACGCCGACUGUCCGCCACUCUUCGCUGCCAUCGUCUCUGACCAACUUUCGUUUGUCGAGUACUUGUUCAAGAGAAAGAUGACCAGAGAUAAACCAUCAUUGGAUUUCGAUUCCUUCUUGUCGAGUUCCAUAACCUGUCGUCAGAAAAUCAACAUUCUGAAAUUGAUAGGAGCCACUUACAUGCUAUCAGGAAAUUGGAGUUCAUUCUUGCAUGGAUUGUCAUACUGGAAGAAGGCCAUGACACUCACGAGUUCUACUGCUGACGUAGAAAAGUGCCAGAUUCCCAACACAGUUCCUGUUUUUCGGUUUAUGGGCAGUACUUCAGAGUUGAUGGCAUUGGAACAAAUGGAGCGAAUGGCCAAAUAUGAAACGGUAUUCGAUCAACGAUUCGUGGUAGAUCAAGUUAUCAGCGUCAUUCAACGAGUUAUGAUCGAUAUGCAGCUCUUCCCUAAUAUGUUUAUCAUUUCACACUUUUUCUGCUACUCUUUGGCUCUGUUGCCAUCCCCACACGAGUUUCAGUAUAAAACUAGAGACGAGCUUGAAUAUCUAUCUAACGUUGUAGUUUAUACAUUAGAGUUGCUGAAACUGUGGUGGCAAAAAGAAAGUCCACGUGCUACAGAGCAGGAUUGGCAUGUCAGUGAACAAACCAUUUGCCAUUCUUGGAAUUUAUUUGAAAGCCUGAGAACGGCUAAUUACGUGUUGUCGUUUCGCGAUCUGAUGUUUGCGUUUGAUUUUGCUUUCCAACAUUUGCACAGGAUGUGCACAAAAUUCUGGCCAGAAGACAAACAAUUUCGCCCUACACGUAUCGGUCAGUUGACAAAAUUGGUGCUUGAUAUCUCUGUGUCCAUUUUUGGCAGGCUCUCCCGAUUCAGUCAAGAGGAACGUCAGCAAUUUAAACAGAGUCUCUCUCAUUAUGUUCGUCUUUCUCAAGGAUCAGGAAUAGACAGGCCAAAUCUUCUCCUUAAAGCAUGUUGUCUCAGCUAUGUUUCUCGUCAGAGAGAAGCCGAUUACGAGAAGUUCGUUCAACUAUUCUUGGAUGCUGGAGAAGAUCCCAACGCAACUGACAGCCAAGGCAAUACUCCACUUCACUGCUUGCUGGCAAAGAACCAAUAUGAAUAUUGGCUUACAAAUCCCUGGGACAAUCCAAAUAGAGCAGAACAUACUUCAGUCGUCAGCCUGAAUUAUGUGGCUCUUAUUAGACUUCUGUUGGAUUCCGGAUGUCAUGUUGAUCAACCCAACGAAGCCGGAGAAACAAUUUUGGAAUUGCUAAAACGAAGUAGGAAAAUGCAAGAAAAUUUCAACAAGCCCUUCGAUCAUUACCUCGAACUAGUGAUUAAUACUGUCCUACCCCUGACUUGUUAUUCUGCCCAGGUCAUCCGGAAGCACAACAUAUCUACAGAAGAGCUUCCUCUUCCUUUGCAGUUGUUUGUUCGACGACACUGAAGCAAGUGAAGCAUCCGGCGAAUCAAGAAAAUAAAAGUUGAACUAGUUUUGUUUUCAAUUUGACCUGUAGAUGGCUCCGUAUGUAUUACGUCGUACGUUCAUGUUGCACCAUGUGUGCUACGUCCGUUUCAAACCACGACAGUUUUGUUUCCUUCGUUUUUCUUUUGAAAAACAGGUCCUCAUUUUUGUUGGGAGCAAGUGGUGUACCCUGAUUAUGCCCCCCUGCAUUAAACCUCGAAAUAAAAUGUGAAUUGACACUUUGCAACUCAGAUUUUAACUGUAUUAACAAGGAAAAGUUUGUCAUUGUUGAAUGUCUCCAACAGGUGACGAACAACAAUGGACGACACCCACCGGUGAAACAUCUUCAGUCUCCACGACCAGGGCAGUGGACGUCACGCGGUAUCCUCUCUCAUCGGCUUGGUAAGUGACUUUUUGUUUUCUUCCACGAGAAUCGACGAAACUAUUGUAGAAAUAAAUAAGACAUUUAGAGAGUGUGAUAACGUCAUCACCGUCUAACUUUCUCCUGUUAAUCAGGCCGAGCUUUCGAGAGAGAAAAAAGCUUUUUAUCCCCAUCCAUCAAACUCGUAAAUAAAGCGCAUAAACAACAGCUUUUAAAAUAGCAAAAGAAGACACUUGCGUGUAGAAUCCUUUCACUGCUUUUCCCGGUUCACCGGUCUGUAAGUGGCUUCCUUCUGGCCCGUUGUACAAAACUGUGUAGUUGCCAGCAUCUUCUACCGGGUUCCUCCCCGCGGGGAGAUCGGAUGCUUCCGCCGCCGCCACAAAACACGCGAAGGCCAUCAGCUAACAAAGAAGAAGAUUAUAGACACUCACAACACGCAAACAAAAAGCGAAAGGUGAAAGGGACGUAUAAACACUCAUCAUCAAGGUAGCCAAACACAGGCCGACACGAAGCACUUCGUCGUACCUUGAAAAAACACAUCCUCCUUGUUUUGUUUUUUUCUUAUUUUCGGAAACUGGGGAUGCUUCGAUGCUACCGCUGCCAACUCACUUUAUAGACUGUUGCAAGUCGAGUCUUUCUCUUUCAGUUAUAUAGCCUUUCUGAAUGCCGAUGAAUAUGUGUGGCGUUUUUCAAUUGUAUCUCUUGAAAGUAUCAGACAGUUUUAACAUCAUCGCGCAGAGCAUUCGGCAUUGGUGAAUGAGACGAGGCGUUGAUGAAAACCGAGAGAAAAUGUCCAGUCCUUGUUGGUCAAACCUUUUUGAAUUUUGAGUCUUUUGAAUCUGGGUUAGCUGCGCUUGUCAGUUCUCUAGAAAAUCCGAUUCUAAUCGCAUCGCACCUUUCUCGGCUUACGAUUUCACCUUACCAUUUUUCUUUUCGCUUCCGUACAAAAACAAAGAAAGUAGUAAAACUACGAUCAUAUUUCUUAUCGAAUUCGUUUAUUUUUUCCGUAACAGUAGCGAAAACAGUUAAAAGAGAUUUUGAUUCGGCGAUGCGAGAAGGAAUAAAAGACGAAUCAAUUGGGUAGUCGGAGAUGACGGGGAAAAUGAAUUCGAUUAGAUUCA